This is a messenger RNA of Alnus glutinosa, 1419 nucleotides long. Its product is annotated as bifunctional D-cysteine desulfhydrase/1-aminocyclopropane-1-carboxylate deaminase, mitochondrial. Gene Ontology annotation, molecular function: D-cysteine desulfhydrase activity. The transcript has 10 exons. Lineage: Eukaryota; Viridiplantae; Streptophyta; Magnoliopsida; Fagales; Betulaceae. The coding region runs from base 46 to 1314 and encodes 422 amino acids. The record is from RefSeq and is a predicted model, not a curated record.
UUUCUCCUUUCCUAAAGACGGCUGGCAUGACGAAAACGAACUGAAAUGUUGUUUUGCCGUUGGCCAGUCCGUCCUCUCAGUCCACUAGUCCCUAUUCCUCCGAUCAACAAGUCCUUCAGUCUCUCUCACUCUUUGACAAUGGACGCCAACUCCAAAACCAGCGAUGAAGAUGCACCAAAGCAGCCACCGAGCUUCGACUUCCUCACCAGGAAAGCCUACGCCCCUCCUUCCUGGGCCUCCCAUCUCAGCCCCAUCCCCUCUCACGUCUUCUCUCUCGGCCAUCUUCCAACUCCAAUCCACAAAUGGAACCUUCCCAAUUUGCCCAACAACACCGAGGUCUGGUUGAAGCGUGAUGAUCUUUCGGGAAUGCAAUUGAGUGGGAACAAAGUCAGAAAAUUGGAAUUCUUGAUGGCAGAUGCCGUGGCGCAGGGUGCUGACUGUGUCAUCACAAUCGGAGGCAUCCAAAGCAACCACUGCCGUGCAACUGCAGUGGCUGCAAAGUAUCUAAAUCUUGACUGUUUUCUUAUACUACGAACCUCUAAGGUCCUUGUGGACCAAGAUCCUGGAUUGACCGGCAAUCUCCUGGUUGAGCGUUUAGUUGGAGCUCAUAUCAAUCUUAUUUCCAAAGAAGAAUAUGCCAAAAUUGGAAGUGAGUCUCUUACUAAUCUCUUGAAAGAAAAGUUGCUAAAUGAAGGGAGAAGGCCAUAUGUUAUUCCUGUCGGUGGAUCAGACUCCCUAGGGACCUGGGGCUAUAUUGAAGCGAUCCGGGAGAUUGAGCAGCAGCUUCAGACUGGGACUGGCAAAAUAAAAUUUGAUGAUAUUGUUGUAGCAUGUGGCAGCGGGGGUACAAUUGCUGGUCUGUCGUUGGGAUCAUGGCUGAGUACAUUGAAGGCAAAGGUUCAUGCAUUCUCUGUUUGUGAUGACCCCGAUUACUUUUACGACUUUGUUCAAGGCCUACUCAAUGGACUUGAAGCAGGUGUUGACUCACGUGAUAUUGUUAACAUUCAAAAUGCCAAAGGGCUGGGCUAUGCAAUUAACACCUUGGAGGAGCUUAAAUUUGUCAAGGAGGUCGCUGCAGCCACUGGUGUUGUUCUUGAUCCAGUAUACAGUGGGAAAGCUGCUUAUGGGAUGAUAAAAGACAUGGUUGAGGAUCCUAAGAAGUGGGAAGGGAGAAAGGUCCUCUUCAUACACACAGGUGGACUCCUAGGGUUGUUUGACAAAGUUGAGCAGAUGGAUUCAUUUGCAGGGAAUUGGUGUCGAAUGGAUGUCCACGAAAACGUUCCUCGCAAAGAUGGCACUGGAAAAAUGUUCUAGAGAAGCAAAACAAACAUUUCAAGUGCUUUGUACUGAUGCAUGUAAAAUACUCCUAUAUUUACAUUCAUAUAUAAUGGAUCUAUAACGAUUCUGGAGGGAGUACAA